Podospora pseudopauciseta is the source of this 1784-nucleotide messenger RNA. RefSeq lists its product as uncharacterized. The transcript has 4 exons. The record is from RefSeq and is a predicted model, not a curated record. NCBI's taxonomy places the organism in Eukaryota, Fungi, Ascomycota, Sordariomycetes, Sordariales, Podosporaceae. The coding region runs from base 1 to 1698 and encodes 565 amino acids.
AUGCGUAGGUACCUACCUUUUACCUCGUGGGAUAAAUUGCCGUCGUGCGGGGUUUUGGGGUUGGUUCUCCUCACGUUCGUGGCGGGGAAGAUAGGGGGUCGGGGAGGGUAUAUAUCCAUCCCGGGUUCUUUGUCUGAUGAUGGAUUGUGGUGGUCUCGUCAAUUGUGUCUUGUUCUUGGAGUGAUGACGAUGGCUCGUCUUUGGUUUGUUGGUGCAGCGGCUCUUGGGGUCUCGCUGGCUUCGGCGCAAGCGGUGAUUUCUGCUCAGGGGUGCACGUCGAGAUCGUUUACUAUUCCGAGUUGGUUUGUCGAGGACCUUACUGCUACUGAAGGGGGGGCGUCGUUUUCGCUUUUGAACCGGGCGACGAACCAGACAGCUGAGUACACUUGCCAGGGGGGCAAUUGCUCGGCGGAGGAAGAGAUCGAGGACCUGGUUGCGUCGGUCCAGAUCUCCGGGACGAGAGCGAGUGUUUCGGUCAACCAGACAUGGUCUUGCAGUGACCGCACCCCCGAAACAAAGUUCACCGCCGCCGGAACAGCCUCCGUCCCCCUCACCGACGGCAAAGCAGACAGCUCCCCCCUCCUCGUCAAGGGGUCCCUCCUCCAACCCGUCGCCCUCACCCCCAGAUACAACGAAGGCCCCACAGGCCACGACACCCCCGGGUGCCUCGCCAAGUCCGAAAACCCCAGCUGGGUCCUCUCACACGUCAUCUGGGCCGACCAAGACGGCGACGAGAUCACCUCGGUCAAAGAGCAGCGUCUAACCUUCAUCCUUACCAACCUCGCCAACGGCUACGAGGCAAGCUGCAUGUCCCAGGGCCCCGUAGCAACCAACAUUUUCUGCGCCGGCACCGAGUUCCAAUCCUUUACCAUCGGCCGCUACAGCAUCUCCACAGCAGUCCAGUUCGAUCCCGCAACCUACAGCGUGACCGUAAGCCAGACUUGGUUUUGCGACGAUCACAACCCAGCUAAGCCCCUCCAAAUCUCCGCCACCGGAACCCUCCCCCUCCCCCUCUCAUGCACCACCGAGCCCAUCCCCUCCUCGCCCACCCACCUCAAGAAAUUCUGCACAGUCCCCACGACCGACUCGACCGUUUCUCUCACAGGCACCCUCGGCACGGUCGUCACCCUCCAGCCGUACUCCAUCGAGGACCCCGUCCCUGCCACCCAAGACUCGUGCACCCUCUCCUCGAUCUACAGUCCCAAAUGGCAGUUUUCGUAUUUCAGUACCUACAACGGCUCGAUAUCGUUUGAGAUUAUCCUCCAGACAAACAGGGGGUUUAGAUACCCUAAUCCCGUUUACCAGGGCAAGUCUGCCGGGGAUGGGUGGUGGGAGUGUGAGAUGGGGUAUGAUGGUGGUGCUCAGGUGCCCGAGGGGCCGUUGUGGCCAUACAAAUGCCAGUUUAGGUGGGAUGAGGGGAGGAAGGAGUUGAGUUUGAGGGCUGAGUGGGAGUGUUUGGAGUUGGAUGCCGAGAAUCCGGUCCGCUUCUCGGGAGUGUCGACCGCCACCGUCAACAGCAACAUUGUUUGCGAAAAGGUCGAGCAUAGGGAGUACACCGACGAGCCGCUCGGGGAAGGCGAAGAGCUGACGAUUCCUGAGCCGGUGGGCGUGGUCGACUAUUGCUACACUGAGAAUCCGAGUUAUGCCUGGGUUGGGGACGUUAAGGAUGUCACUUGGACUUCGGGGAAGAGUUUGUGAGGAGAGAGGUGUAGACACGGCUGUGUGUAUUGACCAAGACGUCUAAUCUAAAUACAUGCAAAGAUCUGAAUAGACUUUCCCCAAUC